Messenger RNA from Ilyonectria robusta, 1578 nucleotides. Its product is annotated as Tannase/feruloyl esterase. The record is from RefSeq and is a predicted model, not a curated record. The transcript is spliced from 3 exons. The coding region runs from base 1 to 1578 and encodes 525 amino acids. Lineage: Eukaryota; Fungi; Ascomycota; Sordariomycetes; Hypocreales; Nectriaceae.
AUGGCACUGUCCUGCUCACCUGAAGCUCUCGCUUCUCCUCAACUCUUUGGAGGGCACGUCAUCUCUUUGGAGGCCAACCUAGUGGAAAACUACAAUGCCACAGCCUACGGUCUCCUCUACUAUGGACACCCAACAGUCACCGUGAAGAAUCUCGAUUUCUGCAACGUGACUGUAACAUACACCCAUCCUGGCCAAAACGACACCAUUCACGUUGAGACGUGGUUGCCAAUUGACAACUACAACGGCCGGCUUCAGUCUGUUGGAGGCGGCGGGUGGAUUGCAGGCCGGUACUCCCCGAGCUACACGGCCAUGACUGGCGCAGUGGGGGAAGGAUACGCUACAAGCACCACAGAUGCUGGAUUGUCCAUGAGAGAUGAUUUGGGGCCGGACAACUGGGCUUUGGCCAGCGAGGGGAACCCAAAUCUCUAUUUGCUCAACAACUUUGGGUCUGUCUCUCUCCAAGACCAGGCCAUCAUUGCCAAGGGCUUGGUUGCCAGUUUUUACGGUCAAGGUCCCGAGUACUCGUACUGGAGCGGCUGCUCACAGGGUGGUAGGCAAGGAAUGAUGCUUGCUCAGCGAUAUCCAGAUGCAUACGACGGGAUCCACGCCUGUGCUCCAGCAUUGUUUUGGAACCAGCUGCUUGCAUCGGCUUUCUGGCCCCAAAUGUUGAUGAUGGACAUGGAUUAUUACCCCUAUCCCUGCGAACUGAAGGCGAUUACCACGGCGGCAGUCAAUGCAUGCGAUGGCCUUGAUGGUAUUGUCGACGGCAUAAUCGCUGACGAUACUGCCUGCGCAUUUGACCCCCUCUCCCUGGUCGGGGAAUCAUUCGCUUGUUCCGAUACUGGGAAGAAUAUGACUAUUUCUCAGAAUGCAGCAACAUUGGCCAAGGCUGCCUGGGCUGGCCCGGAAACAAAGGGUGGCAAGUUCAUGUGGUACGGGCCAAACAUCGGUAGCCAGCUCACGGGAUCAACAACUGCGCUCACGAACGACAUUGGGACUGCCAUGACCUCGUGUUCCUCUGAUGGGAAGUGCACAGGCGUCCCCGUGGGACUUGGAGAAGUCUGGAUCAAGUACUUUCUUGAAGCUGAUUCCGAGUGGUCGUAUGAGAACAUGACCCGUGAUGACUUUGAGCAUUAUUUCCACGCUUCCAUACAGCGUUAUGACUCUAUUAUCGGGACAAACGAUCCAGAUUUGACUGCCUUUUACAAAAAGGGUGGCAAAAUUCUGGGCUACCAUGGAAUGAGUGACCAAAUUAUUCCCGUCAAAAGUACAGAGCACUACUACGACAUGGUGGAGAAAGUAAUCCCAGGCGCAGACCAUUUCUAUCGCAUGUUCGAAGUUCCAGGCCUCCUGCACUGUUCCGGCGGAUCUGGAGGUCAGCCCUCGAAUACGUUCGACGCCCUGAGAGCGUGGGUUGAGAACGGAACCGUCCCAGAGAAACUGCCGCAUUCGUACAAAGACGACAAUGGAGAGGAGAAGAAUCGUCUUCUGUGCCCAUACCCGAAGAUGGCAAAGAUUAAGCAGGAUGGGAGGAGCGCGAAUGGAACUCUCCAGAGCGACGACUUUGUGUGUGUCUAG